UCCAUGAUGUCACGAAUGAAGUCAUGUGGUAUUUGAAGGAAUGACCGUAUUCAUGGAUGGUAAUGGCAAUUCAAUAAUACUGUAUGCAUGUAGGUCGUGUGUAUAAUAUAUGUAUGUACAUAAUUCUUAAAUUCUAAAAAAAUGGCAGAUUUAAUGAAAUGGCCAGUUUUUAAUUUGCUAGAACCAGAAUUUAUACAACAGAUCCGACUGGUUCUCAUAUAUGAUGAAAAAGUUUGCAACCCUUUAAUCGUAACAAACCAUCACAACAUAUUUACACUUUCUUAUAAUUCUGGAAAUUUCAUACCACAACAAAUUAAAGCAGGACACAGCUUACUUAUUAAAACCGUAGCAUAUAUGAAGGGACCAUAUAUUUUUAUACUCACAUUUACAGGAGAGGUAUAUCUAAUUGAUAAGGACGACUACAACAAUGAUGGAUUUAUUUCUGAGCAAUGCAAACUGGCAAAGAUGAAUCAUGUAUUUUGCAAUGAAAUGAUAGAGGAUAUAGCCUGUGGAGAAACUCAUUUUUUAGUAGUAACAUUUUCUGGAAAGGUUUAUGAAACAAUAAUUAAUGAUUCUGCAUUUGAAUCUGUAACUGAGGAUGCUAUUAACUUAAAUAAUAGAAUAGUUUCUAUUAGUUGUGGAAGUGAAUGUAGUGCAGCAGUCACAGACGAUGGAAUGAUUCAUAUUUGGAUUGAUGAUUCUGACAUAACCACAAUUACGGAACUUACUACAAUAAAUAAAAUAGUUUGUGGUUAUUUGCAUUUUAUGGCAUUAAGUAAUGAAGGUGAUGUUUAUACUUGGGGUUCAAACAUUUAUGGACAGUUGGGUAAUGGCACAUAUGUAGACAGCAGUAAGCCAGAGAGGGUAAAACAAAUAACAAACGUGGUGGAUAUAGCAACUUCCAGUAACCAUGACAUAAGUAUAGCAAUGGGAGAAGGCAAUCUUAUUUUUAUAUGGGGUUCUUGUUUAGGACAGAAUAUCAGUGUGCCAACUCCUACAACUUUGAGCUCCAUCCAUGAUGCUUUUGCAUGCUAUGCCUCACCAAGAAUUAUGCAUCAGCCACUUGUUAAUAACUGCAAUUUUAAUCUGCUCGAUUCUCUAAGAGACGCAUUUAACAAUGAAGAUACUAGUGACCUUACUAUUAAAUUACAUGGAAAAUCUGUACAUGUACAUAAAUCUAUAUUGAUACUUCGUUGUCAGCACUUUAGAAAAAAAUUUCUAGAAGAUCCUGUGUACAAUUCUGCGAGACAAUGCAUAUCUAUUGAUAAUGAGAUGUUCUCAUACAACGUGUACAAAGCUUUCCUGGAAUAUUUGUAUACUGACAAAAUUAAUCUGCCUCCAGAAGAUACUUUUGAACUGUUACAAUUGGCUGAUUAUUAUUCCAUGAAUCAAUUAAAGAAAUAUUGUAAACAAACAAUAUAUAAGAAUAUUAAAGUGAAAAAUGUACUGAAUGUGUACAACUUAGCUAUUAAAUACCAUGCUAAGGACUUGGAAGAUUAUUGUUUUAAAUUUGCUUUAAGAAACAUGACAGCAGUGAUAGGAACCCCAAAUUUCGUCGAAUUAGAUGGAUCCAUAGCCAAAUACUUUAUGAUAAAAGCUGCUGAAACAAAUGGAUUUCGAACGUAACUUAUAAAUUAAAUUAUUACUUAUUACUGUAAUUAUUAAUUACUACUAAUAAGUACUUAAUCAAAGAAUCUGUUAAUUAAAGACUGUUUUCAAACAUUUUCCAACACAA
This is a messenger RNA of Megalopta genalis, 1735 nucleotides long. Its product is annotated as RCC1 and BTB domain-containing protein 1. Gene Ontology annotation, molecular function: protein binding. NCBI's taxonomy places the organism in Eukaryota, Metazoa, Arthropoda, Insecta, Hymenoptera, Halictidae. The record is from RefSeq and is a predicted model, not a curated record.